This is a messenger RNA of Cucurbitaria berberidis CBS 394.84, 1781 nucleotides long. RefSeq lists its product as uncharacterized. Lineage: Eukaryota; Fungi; Ascomycota; Dothideomycetes; Pleosporales; Cucurbitariaceae. The transcript has 2 exons. Bases 1 to 1752 code for a protein of 583 amino acids. The record is from RefSeq and is a predicted model, not a curated record.
AUGUUCAUAGAUACUGCGACCGCAAACAACGAGUCGUCAAGACGCCAAAUCGUAAACCCAUCACGCACCUCCCCGUAUGAUGACUCGUCGACGCCACUUCUGGAGACCUUCGUCGGACAAGACGCGCCACCAAGCUAUCUAGAAGCAACGACUCCGGGUCUAUACACGAGCAGACUCAGUGGAGAAGAGGGCGCAAGACUACUUCCGGUGGAUGGGCGAGAGGCGCAAGAUGCAAGACUGAAAGAGGACAAAUACAAAAGAAAGACUUUGAGGCAGCAAUGCGCUAACAGAAAAAACUUAAAGUGGUUUGCUGCGGUAUUAUUUGCGGUAGUACUGGUCGCAAUCCUAGCUGUGCUGUUAGCGGGAGUGGCGGCACGGUCGGACAAGCAGGUGAGCAAACCAGCGCUGAAAGUAGGCUCUGGGGCUGGGACAUCGUCACCGAAUGCCGAUGAAUCAUCCCAUCCGGAUGGCUUCAUCGAUGACGACUCCGAUAAACCGCACCUUGUGGCUGUUCCGUGGCCGUCGCAGCUCGCAACUCCAGCGCGACCUCCGCAGUCUACACAAUCUAAGCAAGUGUUCCCUAUUCGAUGGCCAUCUCGAUGCGGGAAGGAAUACAAUGUCAAGACGGAAGAAUACGACUUUGGCAAGACCAAAGAACUCAACAUACAAGAAGCGGUACACCAGCUGGACGGGUAUUACAAGCGGGUGGCGGGUUGGAUUCAUGUGACGCAAGCACACGAUGACCAAGCGCCUGGUACCAUUCAAGCAAAGCUGUCGUAUGCUGUGUCGCCGUCCGUAGACGUCAACAGCAUCAGACACACUUCAACGGCCACUGGACUGACGAUUGGCGACCCCUCAUUUCCUGAUGGGUUUGAUGGAGUGAGAUCUGGUACCGCGUGUCUUGGUAUGUCAAUGGUUGUAUAUAUGGGUGUUGGGGCAACGCUAGAAACCCUGAACAUAGCGUCUACCCAUAUGGGUAUGCAAAUCCACAAUGGCGUCAACCUCACCGUCACGGGAUCGACGUCGAUAUCCCUCACUACCGGUACCCUGGACUCCGCAGCCUUGGAUUCUCGAGAGAUCCAUCUGAAGACGAUAUCCGGUUCCAUUAGUGGAAAGUACUCUCUCUAUGACCUAGUGUCGGUCAAGACGAUAAGUGGCUCUGUGAACAUCAACAUUGAGCCUAAAGAGGCGGUACAAAGAAGUACAAAACCAGCCGUCUUUAUGAUCGAUGCGUUAUCAGCUAGUAUUCGAGCAGACGUUAAGCGGAAGCACAUCCCAGAGCGCGAUUACCAGACGUAUAUCAAUACGACUGUCGGCUCCGUCGAUGGAACUUUCAUCCACGGUUCCAAGACCGAGAUCACUUCAGUCGCUGGAUUGGUAACAGCAGAUCUCCUACCAUUCAAGUCUGGCAACUAUCAAUCGAAGAUCUACACGCACACUCAUUCCGGGCAAACGAGCCUUACUGUUCGCAGUCCGUACAAGGCAAAAAAUGUUGCUAUGGCAGGACUUUUAAGCGCUCACAAGACUACAUCUGGUGGCAUGAACGUUACUUACCCAGAGGAGUGGGUAGGAUAUGUUGAUGGUACCUCGCUGAGUGGUGCUUUGCAUCUCCAAGGGAAAGACCUAGAACUGGUCAAAGAAAGCAGUGAGCCGGGGAAGAACCAUGUCGAAGCGAAGAAAGGAGGUGGUGGAAGUACUUUGAAAUUUGACACGGUUAGCGGCGGAUGUGAGAUCAUAGUCGGAAAGUUGUGAGUAGGAUUCACAAAGAAAGUCAAUAGGAC